AGGACCGCAUCCUUGGACGGCGCCUGUACUAUGGACCUGGCCAGUCCUGGCGCUGUCGCUUCGAAAUUGGCUUUCUUGUCCAGAUGAUCAAGUUCCCGAUCUUUGAGCCCCUGCUUGUUUGGAUUCUCUCCACGAAGUUUUUGACUUUCGGGCUCUACACACGGGCUGCUGUGGCAGGGCUGCUGUUUGCAGUUUUGACCUUGCCCUUUACCAACUUUCGCUUGGGAGUGUCGAACCAGGCAAUGGCUUCCUCGCCUUUCAAGGCCAUUCUGCCAACCAUGGCCCGCGAUAUUGCCUACUCUCUGGGCCGUGCGGCCCUGCCAGCAAUGAUCAUCGCACACUACAGCAGUAGGGCCCAUCGCCUAACAGCGUCGUCGCCAGAGGUACUUUUUGGUGCAGUGGCCGGCGCGUGCUUGCUAGCGGCACCUUUCAAUGAACUGAGGGACCGCCAGCUGUCAAAGUCCCACGCAGCUCAUUUUAUGCCUUUGAGAUCAAUGUUCUUUGCCGUGAUCAGAAGCCUCUUGCAGGCAGAGUCACUUGUACUUGGCUACCGCUAUGCUCCAGAUGCCGUUCGAGCAGUUGUUGAUGGAGCCUCCCAUUGGAAGUUGUCCAAGGGCAUCAUGGCCCAAUGGAAGGUGGCUCCUGAUGUGGAGUUUUGGGCUCUAGCUGGCGCUGUCUCGGUGGUGGUGCUACUGAGCUGCGUAAUAAAGCAGAAACUCAGAAAGAUGUGGCGGUCACAGCCUGACUUGCUGAAAGAGAUGUUGCUGGAAAAUUAGGAUUUUUCUCAGCGGGAUAUCAUUCCAGAGAUUCUGAUUUUGAGAUGUUGAUGUCAG
Molecule: messenger RNA, 833 nt
Organism: Cladocopium goreaui
Lineage: Eukaryota; Dinophyceae; Suessiales; Symbiodiniaceae
Source: the annotation of a GenBank genome assembly